Messenger RNA from Osmerus eperlanus (European smelt), 1046 nucleotides. Its product is annotated as selenoprotein H-like. The transcript is spliced from 4 exons. Gene Ontology annotation, cellular component: Golgi apparatus. The record is from RefSeq and is a predicted model, not a curated record. Lineage: Eukaryota; Metazoa; Chordata; Actinopteri; Osmeriformes; Osmeridae.
UGCCCCCCACCCAUAAUAGUUUCGCUGGUGAAACUUCUCGACCCCUACAAUCCUAUUUGGAACGUUCCACUCUGAUGCUAAAAACGCGCCAAAGUUCGCACGUUUCCCAAGAAGUCAACAACAAUGGCGUCCCGUGCUAAAGCAGUAGGAGUGUCGAAGCGCAAGGCAGGCGCUGAGGUGGAGACGGUGGAGCAGACCGAAGUUGUAGACGGAAAGAAAAGCAAAGCAGAGCAGGAAUCAGAGAAUGUGACCGAGGGCCAGAGGGUGCUGAUCGAACAUUGUAAGAGCUGACGAGUGUACGGCCGGAACGCUGAGGGGGUGAAGGUGGCCCUCAUAGCUGCCUGCCCGGAGCUCAAGGUGUUCCUCAACCCCCAGAAGCCCAGAAGGAACAGCUUUGAAAUCACCCUGGUAGAGGAGGGAGGGAAAGAGGUGUGCCUCUGGUCAGGGAUCAAGAAAGGCCCACCACGCAAGCUGAAGUUUCCGGAGCCUGAUGUGGUUGUAUCUGCUCUAGAAAAGGCUCUCAAGGUGGAUUAGACACAAAUGAAGGUCAGUUUGUGCUGACCUAUGUCUGGGUUGAAUAACCAGUGGGGAAACCCUGAAUAGGAGAGAUGAUUUGAGAUACAAAACUACGACAAAUAAUAAACUGUUGAAUGGAUAAUGAAUAUGUAUAGACUAUAGUAUAAUCAGUAUACAACUCAAUUGUCAUUGUAACUUGCAAUCUAAUGGAGCAAGUGAUAUUCCUCAAUUAUUAAGCUGUUAUCCAGGGGUUGGUGGCUGCAGGAUGUACUAUGAUGAGGGCUGAACAAUGGGGCUAAUCCCCCAGUCUCCCCUCUGAUGACCAGCGCCUAGCUCCCAGGACCUGGAUACACAGGGACAUCUAGUGGUUUUUGCUGUCUUCUGAUGUUUCAAUGUUUUUAAAAGUUCACUGGUCUUCCAUUGCAUUUCAUUUGUAAUAGUUUCACAUCGUAAAACAUUGUUUUUUCCUGCACUGUUUUAUAUUGUAUAUGUUCAUGUUGAAAUAAACAGCUAAUUUUGUUGAUGCCUUU